CACAGGCCUCCUUUUAUCAUCAGUCGGCUCUUCAUUCUAAGAAGAUGGCGAACAAUUGUACCAACCAGGAUUUCAUGGACUUGGAACUGCCUGUUAUUAAAUAUGAAUACUUGGACCAUCCAGCUGAUGUCCAAAUUCAUUCCUGGGGCACCACACUUCAGGAGUCUUUUGAACAGGCAGCCAUGGCAAUGUUUGCUUACAUGACAAAUAUAGAUACAGUUGAUAUGGUGGAAAGACAAGAAAUUAAAGCUAGUGGUGAUGAUUUACUGGGGCUCUUAUAUCAUUUCUUGGAUGAAUUCUUAUUCCUAUUCUGUGCUGAACCUUUCUUUAUAGUGCGAAAAGUGAAAAUAUUAGAAUUUGAUUUAGAAAAUUUAACUAUACAUGCAGAAGGGUAUGGUGAAGAAUUCGAUCUUGACAAGCAUCCUCAGGGAACGGAAGUAAAAGCCAUCACCUAUUCCAACAUGCAAAUUCAUGAUAAAGUUGAAGAUAAUGAUAUAUUUGUAAUAAUUGAUAUUUAAUAGAAUUUUAAUCCUUACUCACCUAUACAAGAAACUUUUUUCUAUUGUCCUUGUUGAACUGCUAAUAAAAUAUUUAUAAACUUUUUUUCUAAAAUCAUGAAUUCUAACUACAUAUGAAAUUAAAUAUUUUCUAAACUUUU
Messenger RNA from Octopus sinensis (East Asian common octopus), 658 nucleotides. Its product is annotated as protein archease. Bases 45 to 518 code for a protein of 157 amino acids. Gene Ontology annotation, cellular component: tRNA-splicing ligase complex. The record is from RefSeq and is a predicted model, not a curated record. Gene Ontology annotation, biological process: tRNA splicing, via endonucleolytic cleavage and ligation. Lineage: Eukaryota; Metazoa; Mollusca; Cephalopoda; Octopoda; Octopodidae. The transcript has 9 exons.